This is a messenger RNA of Myotis davidii, 877 nucleotides long. It is a transcript of the gene ATP23, whose product is annotated as XRCC6 binding protein 1. The annotation marks the transcript as partial. Gene Ontology annotation, biological process: mitochondrial proton-transporting ATP synthase complex assembly; mitochondrial protein processing. Gene Ontology annotation, molecular function: metalloendopeptidase activity. The record is from RefSeq and is a predicted model, not a curated record. Lineage: Eukaryota; Metazoa; Chordata; Mammalia; Chiroptera; Vespertilionidae. The transcript is spliced from 6 exons. Gene Ontology annotation, cellular component: extrinsic component of mitochondrial inner membrane.
UUUAAUUGGCUGUAUAUUCCAAUUAGCAUACAUAAUCAAAUCAAUAUCUUUUUAGAUCCAUAUGUCAAACUUCUCCUUGAUGCCAUGAAACGCUCUGGUUGUGCCGUUAACAGAGAAAGACACUUUUCUUGCGAAGACUGUACUGGGAAUGUCAGUGGAGGCUUUGAUGCGUCAGUGUCUCAGCUUCUUCCACAAGCAUCCUUGCCUGGUUUGUAUUGUUACUUUGUGGGACUUAUGCUUGUCCACUUUUUACGGAAAAUCCAGCGGGUUUUAGGAACACUCUCCAUGUUUGCGAGAGCGCUGUUGGCAUGGAAAGCGUUUGUGGAUCCUUAUAUUCGAGCUGCUAACCUCAGUGGAGACUGCUCACUUGUGAAUGAAAUAUUCAGGCUACGUUUUGGAUUAAAACAACACCAUCAGACUUGUGUCAGAGACAGAGCCAUUCUUUCUAUCCUGGCUGUUAGGAAUGUCAGCAAAGAAGUAGCUGAAAAGGCUGUUGAUGAAGUUUUUGAAUCUUGUUUCAAUGACCAUGAACCUUUUGGAAGGAUCCCACAUAACAAGACAUAUGCAAAAUAUGCUCACAGAGACUUUCAAAACCGUCAUCGGUAUUACUCAAAUAUAUGAAGGCAAUGACAUUUUAUAUUACAGAGCCUCAGUGAUCAUGAAGAAAAUAUGGUUCUCAGGUGCACAAAUGUAUAAAACAUAAAUGAUCAAUUAAAUACAGAUAAGACAGAAGAUGCUGAUCCUAGUAUAUUAUCAGAAAAUGUAACUCUGGUGAAAAAUGGAACUGCCUUAAACUUCAAGGCAAAAUUAUAUCUGUAUAGCUAGCCAUUCGGUGAAUAAGGCAAAUCAAUUACAUUUUUGUAUUUUCUACAUUGUA